Messenger RNA from Sturnus vulgaris (Common starling), 2618 nucleotides. It is a transcript of the gene ZNF512, whose product is annotated as zinc finger protein 512. The record is from RefSeq and is a predicted model, not a curated record. Gene Ontology annotation, molecular function: zinc ion binding. NCBI's taxonomy places the organism in Eukaryota, Metazoa, Chordata, Aves, Passeriformes, Sturnidae.
CCGGCACCAUGCGGAACGGCGAUGGCUCGGAUACCACGACUGAACAUCAGAGAGAGCAGAAGCUCAAGAAGUCCUUGGGAAAUAAGAAAUCUAAGCAACUUGAGGAGGUGGAAACUGCUGUUCUAGGAGCGAACAGUAACUGUGAUGACACAGUCAGCAGCAUUCCUCCUGCCUCACCGAAGGGCCCAGUGAACGGGAGCGCAGAACCCAGAAGCAAGCGGACCAUUCGCAGGCCUGCUUACUGGUUGGAAAUGAGAGGAAUGAAAAACAGUGUUAACAAAUCUUCAGAAAAAACAGGAGAAGUACUAUUGAAAGGCAAGAGGAAAUCUGAGCAAAGGGAAGGCAAAGACGUUAAAGACUCUCCCAGGAAGAAGCAGAAGACUUCCGGUAAAAAACAGCAAACUGGAACAAAACAAAACUCCAGAACGAAAGGCCACCGUGUUCAGAAAGAGCCUGAAACCUAUGACAUAGGUAGUAUGGAAGAGCAAUGGUCUUUGGAGAUUCAGAACAAAGGCCGAGUUACCUGUCCAACAUGCCGGGCUGUGGUGAGAAAGACUGUAGAAGGACUGAAGAAACAUAUGGUAAAUUGCAGGAAGGAAAUGUUCACAUGUCAUCACUGUGGGAAGCAGCUGAAGUCUUUAGCAGGGAUGAAAUACCAUGUCAUGGCAGACCAUAACAAUCAGCCAAUUGUAAAGGAGGGAGAAGAACUGGAUGAGCAGCUUGAGCGAGACCGCCUCCGGAAGGUUUUGAAGCGAAUGGGAAAACUAAAGUGUACAAGGGAGGGUUGCACAGGCAGCUUCACCAGCAUAAUGGGAUACCUAUAUCAUAUUAAAAAAUGUGGGAAGGCUGCUUCUGAGCUGGAGAAAAUGGCUAUGAAGUGCCAUCACUGUGGGAAAGCAUACAGAUCAAAGGCAGGACUUGUCUACCACCUCCGAUCUAAGCACGGGCCGGUCACUUUGCUCCAUGAGGAGAGAAGAACAGAGAACCUGAAAGAAAUGAAACGGGAGCAAAACAACACAGGCAGAGUUCAGAGAAGAUCUGCAAAGGUGGCAAUCUACUAUCUCCAUGAGCUGGCAGGAGAAGAGCUAGCCAAAGAGUGGCCCAAAAGAAAAGUUCUGCAGGACUUGAUUCCAGAUGACCGGAAGCUGAAAUACACUCGUCCUGGACUGCCCACGUUUAGUCAAGAUGUGCUGUGCAAAUGGAAAACAGAGAUAAAGAUGUACCGAAGAGUCCACUGCCCAAAUCAGGGUUGUGAAUCUGUGUAUGGCAGUGUCUCAGGACUCAAGUCUCACCUUGGCACAUGUACCUUGGGAGACUUUGUGGCUGGUAAAUACAAGUGUCUCCUGUGUGAAAAGGAGUUCAUUUCAGAGAGUGGGGUCAAGUAUCACAUCAACUCUGUGCAUGCUGAGGACUGGUUUGAUAUGAACACAACGACCACCAAAAGCUUUGAGAAGCUAAUGAAAAUUCGCCAAAAGGAAGAGCAGAGGAAGCAACGGAAGAAACGUCCUUUGAGCAGAGGCAGAAAGAAGAGAGCUGGCACCCUGGCUGCCAAGAAGCUCCCUGCUGUUGGAGUUGAAAAAAUGAAGAGAAGGAAGAGAGGUCGUCCACGACGAGUGGACAACGAGAAUGCGAGCAGCGAGGAAGGGGGACCCCAAGUUGCACAGACAGCUGAAGUUCCAAAAACCAGCCGCAAACGAAGGCGAAGUAAAUCCCUAGAAGAUGAGAAGGAGUAAUUUGAAAGCUUUUCCGUUACAAGCCCCACUUCUGUCAGGCUCAUAACCCACAGCACUAAUAUAAGCAACUAAAUGUCUUUGGGACUGUGACUCAAGUCUGCGGGUGACUUUGAUACUGAAACUUCUGUGUCUGGUCAAUUGUGAGGAAUACAAACCAAAGCUGUGGUGCAGAGGCUGGUUCUGCUGGUGUAGUUCUUUGGACAAUGGCACCGACAGUGUACCCAGUGUGAUUCCUGCUCUGGUUGCAGUCUCAGUUUGGUCAUACUAGUUGCUUGUUUAGUGGUUUCCAGUACAGCAAGUGUCUGUUUUGUCAUCUUCCUCUGACGUGUGAGAUCAGGAUUCUUUUUUACAGUUCUUCUCAUAAGGGACUGACUAGCACAAUGUUUAGGUCUCUUCAAGGGGGAAAUCCUUUCUUGCACAGAAUGCACACAAACUAAACAUGAAAACAGUGCUGUGCAGAACACAAAGACUCUGGCUUGCCCUGUCACUCUCCUGUCUGUUGUCAGCAAGGCUGCCACAAAAGAGACCUUUUCAGUGUUUGCUGCAUCCUGUUGCACAAGGCUCUAUUUCAUACACCAGUAGUUAGGCUCAGCACCAUACAGCAGCACAUCUACUUGGAAGGGAUGGAAGGUCAUUAUUACCCUUGUCAGGAGCCUGCUGUUCCUCUGGCAUCUGUCUCCUGUGAUGCUGGACAUUAAAGAUUUCUAGAAAGUCUUCCAGUGCUGCAAGGACUGAAUGCUCUCAAGCCCUUUGGAGAUUCACCAGCCUUUCAGAGCCCCCAGUAACGAAUGUAUGAGGUGGCCUUUGUGUGCACUCUGAAGCCCACUUGUUUCAUGCUUACCUGGGAAACAUACUGCAAGACAGUGCAUACCUACGUGAGCAGCC